AUGCGGCACGCAUCGAAGGGCGUGCGGCACACUGACAUUUGUGGGUCCUUUUUGUCGUUGAGGGUCUCCUCGCUUCCCACACCAAAGGAUGCGCCGUAUUGGCCUCCCUGGGGGAAGCAAACCUACCCGACUGCUAGUGAUGGGGACAAGACACUGCUGGAAGGUGCUGGUCUGGUCGUUAAAAUACGGGUGAUUGCCGCGUCCCAGGCAGGGAGGAAGGAGAGCGGGGUGCUCCAUGGUCCCCGGGUUUGUGGCCCUUACCCCUACACCCCCCGUGCCCCGGUCAAACUCGUGCCAACCUUGGGGGAGACAGGGAGGAGAGAGGGUGUCCGGGAAGACCGAGGGGGAGCUUUGUUUUACCUUCCUUGGCUGGAACAGGCUGCUCAGCCCCUCGGGGCCACCCACAUUCAGGAAGAAAGCUUGAAGCUUCCUGCCUGGGCUUGGGGCAUCCUGGAUCUUGGGGUUCAGCUGACCCAAGCGCCCUCCCCGGAGCGGGCACUCUCCGGCCGCGGUGGGGGGCUUUCUUCCCCACCCCACACCCCCUUUGGAUUCCGGGCUGUGAUCUACUAUGCAAUACCAGUGCCGUCUUAUAUUUCACCCUGCCCCCCCCAUGCUCCCCCCACUCCCUCCAAUCCCUACCCAACGGGCCAGGGCAGGACCUGGAGGAUCGCCGUUUCCUCCCCUACUGACCUCCUGAGUGUUGUGGGGCGGGCCAUGACAGAGGAGGACGAUGGAGAGGCGGCCUUCCGAUCUCGGGCCCCUCACUCCGGCCCCCUUGGGAGCGGCGGGGCAGGCUCGGCCGUGGCGGCGGCGGCGGCAGCCCCCGGCCCGGGUCCGGCCCCCGCUCCGGCCCCGCCCGGGGCCGUAGGGGCGGCGGCGGCGGGGCUGGUGCUGCACCGUGAGCCCGUCUAUAACUGGCAGGCGACUAAGCCCACGGUGAAGGAGCGUUUCGCCUUCCUCUUCAAUAACGAGGUGCUCAGCGACGUGCACUUCCUGGUGGGCAAAGGCAUGAGCUCGCAGCGCAUCCCCGCGCACAGGUUUGUGUUGGCUGUGGGCAGUGCUGUCUUCGAUGCAAUGUUUAAUGGUGGAAUGGCCACAACUUCUACAGAAAUUGAACUGCCAGAUGUGGAACCUGCUGCUUUCUUAGCUUUACUCAAAUUUCUUUAUUCUGAUGAAGUUCAGAUUGGACCAGAGACUGUUAUGACCACACUUUAUACAGCUAAAAAGUAUGCUGUUCCUGCUCUUGAAGCACACUGUGUGGAAUUUCUAAAGAAAAAUCUCCGAGCUGAUAAUGCUUUCAUGCUUCUAACACAGGCAAGACUUUUUGAUGAACCCCAGCUGGCCAGCCUGUGCUUGGAGAAUAUAGAUAAAAACACAUCAGAUGCCAUCAAUGCAGAGGGUUUCACAGACAUCGACUUAGACACACUUGUUGCUGUGUUGGAGCGGGAUACCCUGGGCAUUCGAGAAGUUCGUUUAUUUAAUGCAGUGGUCCGCUGGUCAGAGGCAGAGUGUCAGCGGCAGCAACUUCCAGUGACUCCAGAAAAUAAGCGGAAAGUGUUGGGCAAAGCCCUCUCUCUCAUUCGUUUCCCUCUGAUGACAAUUGAAGAAUUUGCUGCAGGGCCUGCUCAGUCAGGCAUUCUCACUGACCGUGAAGUGGUCAGCCUGUUUCUCCAUUUUACCGUGAACCCAAAGCCCCGAGUGGAGUUCAUCGACAGACCACGCUGCUGUCUGCGAGGGAAGGAGUGUAGCAUCAACCGUUUUCAGCAGGUGGAGAGCCGCUGGGGCUAUAGCGGAACCAGUGACCGGAUCAGGUUCUCAGUUAACAAAAGGAUAUUUGUGGUUGGGUUUGGAUUAUAUGGAUCAAUACAUGGACCAACGGAUUAUCAAGUCAACAUACAGAUCAUUCACACUGACAGCAACACGGUCCUGGGUCAGAAUGACACUGGCUUCAGCUGUGAUGGGUCCUCUAAUACAUUCCGGGUCAUGUUUAAGGAACCUGUGGAGAUUCUGCCCAAUGUUAACUACACGGCAUGUGCAACACUGAAGGGUCCGGAUUCCCACUAUGGCACCAAAGGCCUGCGUAAAGUGAUCCGUGAGUCACCCACAACAGGGGCCAAGACCUGCUUCACAUUCUGUUAUGCAGCUGGAAACAACAAUGGCACCUCGGUGGAGGAUGGACAGAUCCCAGAGAUCAUCUUCUACACAUAAUGGCCUGCUUGGCAGGACUGUCCUGGAGUGGCCACCCAGGGCCUUCUCCCCCUCUUCUCUGGCUGAGUCCAACCGUGCCAACGGGCGAGGCUGGCCCAACACACACCUCCAUGUUUCUGCCUCGUGUUAGUGAUGCCGCUGCCGCUCUCCCCACAGACUGGUUUACAGGAAUCCACUAUAGUCACAUGGGGCUAGUGACUGCCUCCAUUUUAGUGGUUAUCUUAUCCUCUGAGUUCAUGAAAAGCAUUUUUAAAAAAUUGUAAUGAAUGUAGAUGCUUUUACGUUGAUUAGAAGCAUGAAAAAAAAUACUUUGGUUGAGGUGGGAAAUUUCCUGUAAUGAGACAAUCCCUUAAGAGAUUGAAAAAAGAAAAAAAAAAAAAAAAGAGGGUCAUAUUGACCCCUGCCAUCUCCUUCUCCCCUUCCCUCCCACAUACUCCUUACACAUACACAGGGGAAAGAGCAUUUGCCCUAUGGGUCCAGGGACACCUGACAGGGUGGAAUUUGCUUCGUUGCAAAGUGACUGUCUGAAGAGAGCUGUUUUGUAAAGUCAGUCGGCUCUGGGAUGCACACGGGUCAUUUGUAGCCCCUUGUUAACUAGAGACAAUCUGUAUGUUCAAUAGGCUGUAUGUCUAAUAGGUGGCACCAAUUUAACUGACCAUCUAUCUGUAAGUGAGGGAUAGCAUGUGAAGAGGAGCAGAGGUGGGAUCCCAGGGUGCCACAUCCGACUUUGCUCCUGGGUCCAGAUAGUGGCACCAUUUUGUUAGUGUCCAGUAAGUUUGGUGGUGACCCCAGAGUGUCUUGGGGGGGAGCCAGUUGAGAGAGAAAAAGGAAGUCCUUUCAGCGGCAGGAGUUGUCAGGUGAACUAACCUGACCACCCCAGAUUACCCCCUAAAACUGCCGUUGUCUGUGUCAUUUAUUUUUGUAGCCUGCACGUUGCAAUGCAUUCUUGGAUUUACCUUUCUCCUAUAAGGAGGAGUAUGUAUGGGGUUGGGGAAGGGAGAGAAUUCAUUCUUAUUUUAUGUGUGAGAGAGAUUAUAUGUGUGUGUAUGUGUGUGUGUGUGUGAGAGAGAAUGAGAAUGAAUGUGUGU
Gracilinanus agilis (Agile Gracile Mouse Opossum) is the source of this 3296-nucleotide messenger RNA. It is a transcript of the gene BTBD2, whose product is annotated as BTB domain containing 2. Gene Ontology annotation, biological process: neurogenesis. Gene Ontology annotation, cellular component: cytosol; P-body. Lineage: Eukaryota; Metazoa; Chordata; Mammalia; Didelphimorphia; Didelphidae. The record is from RefSeq and is a predicted model, not a curated record. The transcript has 15 exons. The coding region runs from base 1 to 2208 and encodes 735 amino acids. Gene Ontology annotation, molecular function: protein binding.